AUGAAAAUCAUUUUUUAUCUACACGUUAUAUCACUCGUAAUUAUCGUCAUAUUCGUUAGCAGAAAUUCAAAAAACAAAUAUUUUUUUUCUGUUGUUGUUAAUUUAACAAAUUCACGUUCUCUGAAUUCAAUAUUUCGUCAUGAAACUAUUAAUCAACUUUCAGCAAGUUAUUCAUUUAUCCAAAACAAUUCAUUUGAUCAAUGUCAAACGAUAUAUCCGUUAACUGAAGAUCAAAAUUUAACUUUUCGUAAAAUAUCUGAUCAACUUAUUACACUACGUACACAAAUAAUACCUUAUCCUAGUGAAUAUUUUCAUGGUCGAUGGAUCGUUCUUACUACUGGAUUGGGACAGUUAAAAUUUGCAAAAGUCAAUUUAAAAUUGCUCGAACUUACGGGUACUCGGUUACCUGUUCAGGUUUGGUAUUCAUACUCACAAAUUUCACAUGAAACUAUGAUUGAAUUACUUCAUACUGCACCUAACCUUAAUGCAAGUAUCUGUUGCUUUAUUACGGCUCAAUGUCGAACUCUGACACAAAUAUGGCAAUUGAAUGAUACUCAUAUUUAUAAGCCUCCUUCAACUUAUCUUCGAUUUAGAUUUUUUCCAUAUAAACCAGCAGCUAUUGUUAGUGCUACUUUUUCUGAAGUACUAUUUCUUGAUUGUGAUGCUUUUGUUACACGAGAUCCAGAAGAAUUAUUUAUUUCUGAUCCAAUGUAUCUCAAAUUUGGUGCACUUUUCUAUCCUGAUGGUUACAAAAGUAGACAGCAUCCAGCUGUUUGGACUCUGUUUAACACAAGUUGUGCUCAACAUGAAUACGAAUUUGAUAGUUCAAUGAUAUUAGUUGAUAAAAGACGAGUAUGGAAUGGACUUUAUUUAACAAAAUUAAUGAAUGAUCAUUAUCGCAUUUUCUAUCGACAUGUAACUGAUGGAGAUAAAGAUACAUUUCGAUUGGCUUUUCGUUAUAUGCAAAUCAAAUAUUAUUUAGUAAUGACACCAUGUUCUACUGGUUCAUUUGAUGGUACUCGUUUUUGUGGUUUAACACUUUGUAAAACAGAUAGUCUUUCACAGCAUAUCUAUAUUAAUCAUAUUCAUAUAUUCAAAUAUGAAAAUAUCAAAUAUUCACCAAUAACUUUAGGUUAUACUCGUAUUGGUCUUGGUGAUUUUUAUAACAAUUCAUAUUUCUUUCAACAUUGUCAAUUAUAUAAUGGGCCGACAAGUUGUUUUCAUAUCUUAAAAAAACAUAAUGAAAAAAUGACACAAGACAAUUGUUAUUACGGCAAUAUUUCAUUAGAAGAGAUUGAAGAUCAUGCUUAUAUGUUGAAUGAAUCAUUAGUAUCAGAGAAAUCAAAAAACAAUCGAGUAUUGAUGAGUAAAACAAAUAAUUUUAUGCCUAAUUUCGUUGAAAAUUUGAUCAAAUACUUAAAAUGA
Molecule: messenger RNA, 1425 nt
Organism: Rotaria sp. Silwood2
Lineage: Eukaryota; Metazoa; Rotifera; Eurotatoria; Philodinida; Philodinidae
Source: the annotation of a GenBank genome assembly